Leptomonas pyrrhocoris is the source of this 1115-nucleotide messenger RNA. Its product is annotated as putative aquaporin. The transcript has a single exon. Gene Ontology annotation, biological process: transmembrane transport. Lineage: Eukaryota; Euglenozoa; Kinetoplastea; Trypanosomatida; Trypanosomatidae. Bases 240 to 1115 code for a protein of 291 amino acids. The record is from RefSeq and is a predicted model, not a curated record. Gene Ontology annotation, molecular function: channel activity. Gene Ontology annotation, cellular component: membrane.
GAAGAACCCUCCCUCUUCGACACGUACCGGCAGUAAAACCGUGUCGCUCUUGAGUUGUGGUCAUCUUCGACUCUGGCUAGGUGUGUCCGCAAAUUUAGUUCUUCUUUUUUUUCUUCGGUUGACUGCCGCCUUCUUCCGUCUUCCCUGUUACAUUGGAAGUUGCCGUGCAUAUACACGCACGAUUCUCUUUGUUGCUUCUCACACAAUCACCCUUAUUAAACACAAAAACAGCUUUCCCAAUGCUCACCGCUAAUCAAAACAAUGUGGUUGAGCCGCCGGCCUCACCUGACCCGCAGCGCACUUCUGGCAGAGUGGGAGUACGGGACAGGGCGACGGAGGUGGCCGCACCCACCUCGCCACCGCCGGUCUCAAACACCGACACCACGAUCAAAAAGUUCUCGUGCCUGCAAAACUUCCACUUUGGUCCGCUCAUGUCCGCGGCGAUUGUCGAGUUCAUUGGUACGUUUCUGCUGGUGCUGACGGUGCCGCUCACUUCCAUUCAGAACGCCGAGAUGGCGCCGAUUGCGGUGGGCUUCUUGCUCAUGUCCCUCGUCUUCUCCUUUGGCUACCUCAGCGGCGGUCAUUUGAAUCCGAUGGUCACUAUCUCCGUCUGGCUCGCCACAUCCACUGGGGCCGGCUACGCUGCCUUCAAUAAGCGUCGCCUCGUCAUGUACGUCAUUGCGCAGAUGGCGGGCGGUGUGCUGGCCACCUUCUUCUGCAUGAUGAUCAAUGGCCGUGAAUUCCCUGUGCCCAGCAUGGGACUUAGCUUCAACAGGAUGGUGCGCGGCUUCCUCGCCGAGAGCGUCUUCACCUUCGUCUUGUGCUCCGUCGUCCUGCACGUGGCCAUUAGUCGGCAGCGCAACAACAACUUCUACGGCUUUGCCAUCGGCUUCGCCGUGCUGUGCGGUGGGCUGACGUGUGCGCCGAUCAGCGGUGGUGUGUUCAACCCGGCCGUGGCCACGCCGUUGAUUGUGAUCCGCUGCUUCUUCUCUUUUAGUGCGUCCGGGUGCACCCCAAUGGCGUCCCUGUGGGUGUACUGGGCUAGUGAGGUGGUAGGGGCCGUGUGUGCUUCGAUCAUGUACUUGGCCCUGCAGCAUCUGGGAGCCGAAGUUUGA